Alnus glutinosa is the source of this 1608-nucleotide messenger RNA. RefSeq names its product protein CURLY FLAG LEAF 1-like. Gene Ontology annotation, molecular function: protein binding. The transcript is spliced from 2 exons. Bases 502 to 1101 code for a protein of 199 amino acids. Lineage: Eukaryota; Viridiplantae; Streptophyta; Magnoliopsida; Fagales; Betulaceae. The record is from RefSeq and is a predicted model, not a curated record.
GUAUACAGACUCACCACAUUUAAUGAUCCUUUCCCACACCUCUACCUCUCCCCCUCUCACCGCCUCUCAUUAAUCCAAAAUUUGGCCUUUGGCUUCUGGCUUUCGGCUUGGCUCUUACAUAUAUCAUAUCCUCCCACCUACGUAAAAGCUACCAAGAUGUUGCUUAAUUAUUUGAGUGAGAGGGAGAGGAGCUCUUUUAACUUCCAAGAAUUGGUUAGGCCUUCACAUCGUACAAUUUACGAGAGCAGGCUUGGAGCUGCGUAGUAAUUGAAGAAGAGCCAACUUUGAAGCACGUCAUGCAUAUGGUAGGCGAGGCAGGCCCUUUUAGUCCUGCAUUCAAAGUUUACUUGUAUUAGAUUCUGUCUUCCAGUUUCUCGAUCAGUUCAACAUCCCUAUAUAUAUAUAUAUAUUACCACCUUUUUUCACCAUUCCAUCAGUACUCUCUGUGUAAGAGAGAGAGAGAGAGAGAGAGAGAGAGAGAGAGAGAGAGAGAGAGAAGCUAUGGUUUCCUUGCAACCAACCCUUCCUCCAAAUCGUAGAAAGGCAAUCCCAGAGUAUGAUCAGAACAUAUCAAAGAAGAGGAAGUUGGAAGGGAUACAAACCCCACAAAUAUUCGAGAAUCGAUCAAAAGGGGAAAGCACAAAGAUAUCCACGGAUGAUCAUAUCGAGCUACAGCUUGAGAGUACUCCUUUACCUUUGGAGUGGCAACGAUGCCUUGAUAUCCAGUCGGGUCAGAUUCAUUUUUACAAUACGAGGACCCAAAAGAGAACAUCCAGGGAUCCAAGGAGGAGUCCUGAGCCAGCGAUCCCCGAUGGCGAUGAUGAUGAUGAUCAUAUCAUGAGCUUAGACCUCAGGCUGAACCUACCGUGCGAGUCACUCAGAAAGAGCUGCCAAAAGGAAUCCAGCAGGCAAGAGAAAAACUUGGGAGGGUUUGAUCAGGCCGGGGAUAACCAAGAGAUGAUAGCGACUGUUUGCACGCGCUGUCACAUGUUCGUAAUGCUGUGCAAGUCAUCUCCUGCGUGCCCUAACUGCAAAUUCAUGCACCCACCGGACCAGGGCCCUCCAACCCUAUUCAAGAGAAGGUGUACCCUCUUCUGCUAGCUAGUAGAAAAAAAAAAACGUACCUAGCUAUAUGUUAAUUGCAUUUAAAUCUGUCCUUAAAAGCAAAGUAUCUUGCGCGCUAUAUAUGUACUGAUCAGCGCGAGCGCGCGAGAGAAAGGGAGAAACUUGCAUAAAUAGUGUAAAUAUACAAGAGCUAGCUUUUAUGAGUUUAAUAAUCCUGAUCAUGAAUUUGUAUAAUCAUGCACAUAUUGCUAGGCAUCUUGGCUGGUGGAUAUAUAUAUAUAUAUAUAUAGAGAGAGAGAGAGAGAGAGAGAGUUGAUUUGAGUUCUUCUUCUGGACUUCGAUGAUAAUAAGAAUCUAGUCAUCAAGAUCUGAAGAGCCCCAGAUUCCCAUACAAACGCAUAUAUAUAUAUAUGUUGCAAGGACCACCAUCAUGAGAAUCUGAGUACUAUACUUUUAUGGAUAAUUCACCUUUCCUAUAUGGACCUCAUCUUUGGUUAGAUUAUUAAAUUUAUACAUUCCCAAUAAAAAAUUAUUGGUACGUAA